Botrytis cinerea B05.10 is the source of this 1112-nucleotide messenger RNA. RefSeq lists its product as hypothetical. The record is from RefSeq and is a predicted model, not a curated record. The transcript has 3 exons. NCBI's taxonomy places the organism in Eukaryota, Fungi, Ascomycota, Leotiomycetes, Helotiales, Sclerotiniaceae. Bases 107 to 976 code for a protein of 289 amino acids.
GAGAGACUUUCUUACCUGUGAGGAGACUUAUGGAGAAGGUUCAAUUCCAUGUGGUGGAAGCGAUAGUAAAUAUUGCUACGAUCCUACGAUUGGGGAGUCGUGCUGCAUGCAAGAUUCUGGAUACUGUGGUCUAGGAGAUGUAUGCGCGUCGAUUGAGGGUUAUUGCUGUCACAAGGACGAAAACGAACAAAUCUGUAUGCUCCGUCUCGGCAUCAGCUUCCCCGAUGAUAUCACAUCCGACCCCGACUUCAAUUCCGAUAUCGAUUCCGAAGACCUAGAUUCCAGCCUGACAUCCAUCUCCUCCUCCUCCUCCUCCUCCUCAUCAACUUCACAGUCACAAUCAGAAUCAGAAUCGCAAUCUAUCACGCACAUAAAGUCGGAUGAUGAAUCGACUGAUUCUGACCUCGGUACCGAAUCAUCUGAUUCGGACGGUGCCUCUAGUCCACCCAUGUCCAUGCUAAUGAAUGCAUUGAACUCGGGUCCCCUCGCCGACGAAGACGCAGAUGCAGAUACAGACGAAGACGAAGACGAGAAUGCAGACCCAGACUCAGCUUUGGACUCGGGAUCAGAGGGAGAGGGAGAUGUUGACACGGGAACUAAUGUGAACCCUGAACCCACCACCGUGGUUUUGAGUCUAGGGACUGCAGUAGCGUCUGCGGUGCCGUUUGAUGUGAUGAACAAAGGUGGGGUUUCUAGCCUUGGAGCUGGGGAGAGUUCGACGCUAGUUUCGUCUUUGGAGGGGUUGGAGACUAGUAGCGCUACUGCUGGGAGUAAUGCAAAUGAGCUGACAUCAUCGGCUCUUCCAUCGCAAUCUAUUUCUGAGGGGGGGCUUAAUGCCAGCGCGACAACUUCUGCUGUUGAUGGAACUUUUACCGGUGGUGCUGUGCGGAUUAGGAGAGAAUCGGGUUUGGAAGGAGGGGUGGCAAGGAGCUGUUUGUUUUUGGGUGUGUCUUUUGUGGUUUGGGUUGUGUUGUAAGAAUGAAGGGGUAUUUGAGAUUAUCGUUUGCGGCAAGCGAGGAAGAAUAAUUCAUAGGGCCUAAUUAUCUAGACUGCAGCCCAACAAUUAAAAACGUUAGAAUAUUUAAUUAUUUCUCAAAAAUGAAAGAAUUUCA